This is a messenger RNA of Jatropha curcas, 366 nucleotides long. The record is from RefSeq and is a predicted model, not a curated record. NCBI's taxonomy places the organism in Eukaryota, Viridiplantae, Streptophyta, Magnoliopsida, Malpighiales, Euphorbiaceae.
AUGGGAGAUAAGGUUUUCCUUAAAGUAUCUCCGUGGAAAAAGAUAUUGAGAUUUGAAAGAAAGGGGAAGCUUAGUCCUAGGUUCAUUGGUCAAUAUGAGAUCAUUGAGCGUGUGGAUCCAUUAGCCUAUAGAGUAGCUUUACCACCAGACCUGGAUAGGAUACAUAAUGUUUUCCACGUAUCUAUGUUGAGGAGGUAUCGGUCCGACCCAUUACAUGUAAUAUCAGUGGAAUCUGUGACUAUAAAGCCAGAUUUAACUUAUGAGGAAGAACCAGUAAGGAUACUUGCUAGAGAAAUCAAGGAACUAAGAAAUAAGAGAAUUCUUUUGGUAAAAGUUCUUUGGAGAAACUAUUUGGAGAAACCAUAA